CCUGGUUACGGUGCGUCUCCAACCCUUCUGACAGAAGCCCAGGAGAAGAAUUGGAAGGGGAAAAAAGACCGUGGGACCGAAUAAAAUUUAAUCUUGCCUGACAAAAAGUUACCAUGCUCGGAGAGGGAGAGAGCAACACCUUUCCUUCCCCCAAGGACGCGCUCCGCCCGGAGGAGAGGAGAAAGUCCCCGGUGGUGGGUGCAGAUGACCCGGCUAUGGCCGGCAGCGCUAGCCGAUACACCGACGGACUCGGGCCAGACCGCUAUUAUAUCUCAACCCCAUCCAAGCAAACUGGAGACAUGGCGAGUCCAUGUUCGUUAUUCCCUUAUUCCCAGUCCGGUACCGUUUACACGGCUUCCGGCGGAUCCAGAUAUUCGACAUCGCUUCACUUCAGCUCGGUGUUGCCUCCCACGGGAUUCUCCUCGGCGGGACGCAAUCAGUUCGGCUCGGCCUACCAGUUAGGACAGGGUGGAUGUCUCUACCCUCCAUACAGCACCGGGUCCGGGAUCGGCUCGGUGCCCCUAACCUCAGGCACGGGGGUGAGGGCUCAGGUCUACCUCUGUAACCGGCCUCUCUGGCUCAGAUUCCACCGUCAUCAGACCGAGAUGAUUAUCACCAAACAGGGCAGGCGGAUGUUCCCGUUCCUGAGUUUCAACCUGAUGGGUCUGAACCUCUCUGCUCAUUACAACGUGUUUGUGGAGGUCACGCUCGCGGACCCCAACCACUGGAGGUUCCAGGGCGGGAAAUGGAUCACCUGUGGAAAAGCGGACAAUAAUAUGCAGGGAAACAAAAUGUACGUCCAUCCUGAAUCUCCCAACACGGGAGCACAUUGGGUGAGACAGGAGAUCUCCUUCGGCAAACUGAAGCUCACCAACAACAAAGGAGGCAGCAGCAACAACGCACAGAUGAUAGUCCUUCAGUCUCUUCAUAAGUAUCAGCCACGGCUACACAUUGUUGAGGUGACCGAGGGGUUGGAGGACAUGAGCAGCGACCCAAAGACCCAGAGCUUCACCUUCCCCGAGAACCAGUUUAUAGCCGUCACUGCUUAUCAGAACACUGAUAUCACACAACUGAAAAUUGACCACAACCCUUUUGCAAAAGGAUUCAGGGAUAACUAUGAUUCGAUGUACACAGCUCCAGAGGGCGACCGACUGACCCCCUCCCCCACAGACUCCCACCAGAUCGUCCCAGGUGCCCGCUACGCCAUGCAACCUUUCUUCCAGGACCAGGUCAUCAACAACCUGCCUCAGAACCGCUUCUACAACAGUGAGAGGACAGUACCCCAGACCAACAGUCUCUUUUCCCCCCAGCCAGAGGACAGCGCCUCCCAGAGGUGGUUUAUCUCCAUGCAACAGGGACCAGCUGGCCCCAACAAGCUGGAUCUCAGUUCCUACGAAGGGGACUACUCUAGCAGCCUGCUCCCCUACGGUAUUAAUUCCCUGCCUCUACAGAACUCCCACGCUCUCACCUACUACCCGGACUCUCCUUUCACUUCCAUGGCAGCAGGAUGGGGCUCUAGAGGAUCUUACCAGAGAAAGGUGACCACAGGCUUGCCCUGGUCCCCUAGACCCAGCCCUACUGGGUUCCCAGAGGACCAGCUGUCUGUGCCCGACAAAGACAAGGCUCAGGGGGAAGGGAUCAAUGGCAGUAGUGUUGGUACCAUAGCUUCAACGUGGACUGAUACUCACUCUUCCACGCUGAGCCUGGAGAAAGCUGACUCUGGAGCCGUGGUGUGUAAAAGGAGUCGUGUGUCUCUGAGUGGAUCCGGCACAGAGAACUCCUCCGCUGUAAAGUGUGAGGAUGUGACUGCCACUGACACCUACAGCAAAGAGUCAUCUGUUUCUAAAAGCAUGGCUUACUAUUCCUUCUACACAAGCCCUUAA
Salvelinus namaycush (lake trout) is the source of this 1883-nucleotide messenger RNA. Its product is annotated as eomesodermin-like. Gene Ontology annotation, molecular function: DNA-binding transcription factor activity, RNA polymerase II-specific; RNA polymerase II cis-regulatory region sequence-specific DNA binding. Gene Ontology annotation, cellular component: nucleus. The transcript has 6 exons. The record is from RefSeq and is a predicted model, not a curated record. Lineage: Eukaryota; Metazoa; Chordata; Actinopteri; Salmoniformes; Salmonidae. The coding region runs from base 114 to 1883 and encodes 589 amino acids. Gene Ontology annotation, biological process: CD8-positive, alpha-beta T cell differentiation involved in immune response; endodermal cell fate specification; regulation of transcription by RNA polymerase II.